AAUCGGGAUUGGCUGAAAUCCUUAAGUAUGAACAACUCAAAGAAUUUAGACCACAUAGAAUCUGCAAUGUUUGUAUUUGUAAUGGAUGACACCGCCCCAGCAAACUUUGAGGAGCUAUGCUGGGAGGCACUGUGUGGAGACACAACAAAUCGCUGGGCUGACAAAAGUCUGACGGCUAUCAUGACAAGAAAUGGCUUUGGUGCUACAAACAAUGAUCACACGCCUUAUGAUGCUAUGGUAACAGUGGUCAUGGCCCAUUACCAGCACUUGUUAUUGGAAGACAUGGGAGGAACCUGGAGAGGCAACCCUGAUGUACGAGAAUUCCCUCUGCCAUCCCUUGUGAACUUUGACCUUGACAGCAAAAUGUUAGCUGCCAUCCCUGCUGCUAGGGAGACUAGUUUAGCCUUGACCAAGAAUAUAGAUGUGAAAUAUUAUACAUUUUCUAUGUAUGGUAAGGACUUCAUCAAAAGCAACAAACUCCAUCCAGAUGCCUUUGUACAGAUGAGCAUGCAGUUGGCAUAUAUUCGUCUCCACGGAAAACCGGCACCAACCUAUGAAACUGCAACUACUAGACAGUUUUAUAAUGGAAGGACAGAAACCAUGCGCUCAUGUACAGAAGAAGCUGUGGAAUUUGCCCACUCCAUGCUUAACCCUAAAGCGUCGACAAGUGAAAAACGCACCAAGCUCUUCAAUGCUGUGAAUCUCCACAAUGAAUUGAUGAGUCGAUGCCAGAAAAAUGAGGGCAUCGAUCGCCAUCUCUUUGGCCUUUACGUUGUUGCUCUGGAAGCUGGAAUGGACACUCCUGAGAUCUUCUUGGAUCCAGCUUAUGUUAAGAGUGGUGGUGGAGGUAACUUUGUACUAUCUUCAAGUACAACUGGUUACACUCCACUUGUUGGAGGAGUAGCUGCCAUGGUCCAGGAUGGCUAUGGUUGCUUCUAUAACAUGCUCCCAGACAAGCUAAACUUCUUCGUAAGCACGUACCUGACAUCCAAAGAAUCAAGUGGAGAAGAUUUCUGUGAAGCACUUGCCUCGUCACUUCAAGAUAUGCAAGAUGUGUUGGCAGCUCCUACUGCAAGCCUCUAGAAGCCUCAUUUGUAUAUUAAUAUAGACUAAUUUUGUUGAUGAGAACUUAAACCAUUGAUCUCCACAAAUGAUUUGGAAUUAUUAACAAGAAUGACUGGAAUUGCAUUUUAGUUAAAGAUGUUUUUUUAAAAUUCUUUUACCAUUUCUGCUGUACUAUUUCAGAUAAUAGAGAAAGCAGAAAAAUACACAUGUAUAUUUAAUUUUGGUUAGAGAGAAUACCUCAAAGUUUAUAUCAAUAGAGGUUUAUACUGAUAGGCUUAGAGUGGUAUAUGGAAAAUACUUCCAAAUGAUUGCCAUUCAAAUAUCAAAACAUAUCUCAGGCAACAGUCAAUGAAAUGUUGUGUGCAUGUUGUAUUCAUCACUGGUAAUUUGGUGCUAAUUACACUAUAUAGUAACAUAUUACCAAAUUUUAUCUUAAACAUGCUUUUAUUUCUGUUGUUUGGCAGCAGUCAUUUAUACAAGAAGAUUGACAAAGACAUAGUAUACACAAUACUUUAUUUUAUUUGCACUUUAAUAUUUGAAUACAUAAUAAUAUGUUAUCUUUAUUACAUUUUAUCAAUUUAACAAUUUAUGGGAAAAUUCUUUGUCUUAUAUACAGACCUUACAGGAAUUCUAAGAGUGAAAUGCAUACACUAACAAUUUUAUUGUAUUCAGAACUCCAGAGCAAG
Molecule: messenger RNA, 1751 nt
Organism: Penaeus monodon (black tiger shrimp)
Lineage: Eukaryota; Metazoa; Arthropoda; Malacostraca; Decapoda; Penaeidae
Product: peroxisomal carnitine O-octanoyltransferase-like
Cellular component (GO): peroxisome
Molecular function (GO): carnitine O-octanoyltransferase activity
Source: RefSeq, a predicted model, not a curated record